This is a messenger RNA of Larimichthys crocea (large yellow croaker), 1314 nucleotides long. RefSeq names its product guanylyl cyclase-activating protein 2. Gene Ontology annotation, molecular function: calcium sensitive guanylate cyclase activator activity; calcium ion binding. The transcript is spliced from 4 exons. Gene Ontology annotation, biological process: visual perception. Bases 523 to 1095 code for a protein of 190 amino acids. The record is from RefSeq and is a predicted model, not a curated record. NCBI's taxonomy places the organism in Eukaryota, Metazoa, Chordata, Actinopteri, Sciaenidae. Gene Ontology annotation, cellular component: cone photoreceptor outer segment; photoreceptor inner segment.
CCCCCAAUCAUCCACAAACACACUGUUACAGUGCAAACCUGACUCUCUCAGUCAGUUUUAUGGUUUCUUCUGCAUGCAGCAGACAGCUGAGGAUGGGUAAAUGUGCUCAGAGAAUCUUCAGAGGAUCAACAGUUUUACAGAGACCACUCUCAGGAUUUGACGUCAUCCGUCUUUUAAUCUCGCUGAGAGCUCCAUGCUGGCCUUUUGUUUACGGGGGGUGAUCCACUGUUUGCUCUCUUUGCUGAGAGGAGCAGAUUCAUUAAUGCUCAGCUGUGAGUUAAUCACUACUUUCUUCAGAGCGAUGGCUUCGUCAGAUUUGAGGAAAUACAAAUAUUGAAGGAAAAAGGGAAUUCAAAGAGGGAUUUGAAAAAGAUCACUGAAAAGUCAAUUGGAUUGUUUCUGGAGGUUAACUUGAAAUAGACUGCUGGAGUCUGAAGCCAUGGACUGUGGACAGAGAUGAAGGUGUUUGACAGUCUCUCUGAAGGUUUUUUAUCAUUCUAGGAACUCAUUUUUUUUAUCAUUAUGGGCCAAGUACAGAGCGGCGACGAAAAGGAAGUGACUCUGCAAAACAUCCAGGAGCUGUACCGCAAGUUUGCGAGUGAAUGUCCGAGUGGAAAUCUGCAUUUACAUGAAUUCAAGAAAAUCUUUGGGAUCAACAGCAACUCCACAGAAGAAGAAUCUGCAUACAUGGACAACGUGUUCCGAUCCUUCGAUGCCAAUAAGGACGGGCAGAUAGACUUCAUGGAGUACGUGGCGGCGGUUCAUCUUAUUCUGCGUGGAAAACUCGAAGACAAACUGAGAUGGUCUUUUAAAGUUUUCGACAGGGAUGGAAACGGCUGCCUGGACAGACAGGAAGUGAAACACAUCGUCAGAAUCAUCUAUAAGUUAAAGAAGCACAACGAUCCGAGCGUCACGGCGAACACUGAUGACAUUUGUGACCGAAUAUUUGAACUGGUGGACAAAAACAAAGACAGUCAGAUUUCUUUGGAGGAAUUCAUUGAGGGGGCUGAAAAGGACCCGUGGGUGAUGGAUCAGCUCAAACUGGACAUUGGGCCCUGUGAUUGGUUCAUUGAACAGCAGGAGAAGAACCCAUGACGUCGUCAUGUACAGCCUGUAUUUUUAUGAUAAAUGACACUGGGGAAAAUUUUGAAUUUUUUUUUCUGUUGACUUAGAUUUUUAUGCUGAUUCCAAAAUUGCAGUCAGUUUUUUUCUAGCACGUCAAGUUUUUACCCUCCAGAUCAGCAAAGUUCCACUGAUCAGCUGUAGUAAGACUUGCCAGCUGAUCACGAUUGGACUCAUCUACAGCUACGUGGC